AAUCAACGACGAAGGAAACGAGCUAGCAAAUCAAAGCAUAGAUAUCGCAUUGACGGAUAUCAGAGCUAAAGACCCGACUGUCCUAGGAAACGUGAUUGUCGUCCAACUGAAUGAAUCUGAUCCAAAAGAAGCUUUGGAACAAGUUUGCAGCGUCUGGGAUUCAGCAGUCAAAAACGGAACUUCAGGAGUUCCAGAUUUGGUUCUUGACACAACACGCAGUUACUUUAGCACAAAAACAGUCAAUGUAUUCGCAGCUUUCCUUGGAAUUCCAAAAAUUUCAGCCCGAUAUGGUCAGCGGAGUGAUGUCAAACACUGGAAAGACUUGACAGUGAACCAGACGAACUACCUAGUCCAAAUAAUGCCUCCGGUUAAUCUUAUCCCCAAAGCUUUCAGGCAAUUAGAUUGUGAAAAAAACGUAUCUAAUGUCGCAAUUAUUUUUGAUGACACUUAUGUCACGGAUAGGAUGUACAAGGGUCUCUUGCAGAAUAUUUCUUCACGGCAUAUCGUUGUUCAGGCCGAAGCCGACAAUUCAGAUAUCGAACAGCAGCUGGACCGCAUACGGGAUCUUGAUGUUGUUAAUUACUUUGUACUCGGUAAUGAAAGCACGCUGAACAAUUAUUUAGAUGUUGCGGAUGAUAAAAACUUAACUGGGUGCAGAUACGGUAUAGGAUCAAACCAAGCGCAUCUUCGAUCUCUGACUGCCCAGAAUUUACUGCCUCCAGUCUGGCUAACAGUGGCAUUCUACUACGACGUCGUCCGUAUCGGAGUUGGAGCCAUGAAAUCAGCAAUCAAAAAAAAAUCCUGGCCAACCUCUUUGAAACCUCGAUUCAUAACAUGCGAAGAAUAUAAUGGGAAUAAUACUCCAACUUAUAAUUUUGAUUUGCUUGGUGAAUUACGUAACGCAACCACAAAUAAACUUGAACCGACAUUCACUAGAUUUCAUUGGGGUGAAAAUAACGGUGAGCAUCACGCGGAAUUUAAUAUUGGUGUCAAUAUGGUGGUUAUCAACGAUGGAAAUUCUAUUUUCUCUGACGAUUUAGGUCUCUGGAAUGUUGAUAUUUGUUCGCCGUUGACAAGCAAAACUAAUACAACCCUCGCUCAUUACACCGAAGUUCCAACUUACCGAAUUGUCACAGUAGAAAGACCGCCAUUCAUGGAGUUCAACAAGGAAACGAAGAAAUGGGAAGGCAUCUGCAUCGACUUGCUGGAAGAAAUGCAAAAGUAUACAAAAUUCAAUUACGAAAUUUACGAAUCUCCGGAUGGCGAAUAUGGAUCACUGAACGACAAAGGUGAAUGGAACGGCAUGAUUAAGGAACUAAUCACAGACAACGCUGAUGUUGCACUGGGUGCCCUAUCCGUGACAGCAACACGUGAAUACGCAAUUGAUUUCACGGUGCCGUACUACGAACCCGUUGGUUACUCGGUGAUAACGAAGCGUCAAUUGGAUUCAACGAGUUUGUUCGUCUUCAGAAAAUCAAUGAGCUGGAAAGUUUGGGUCUGCAGCUUGGCGGCGUUCAUCUCGACCAGUCUUCUGAUUUACAUAUUCGACCGAUGGUCACCCUACAGCUACCGCAACGACCCGCAUAACAAGUAUAAUAGACAUCACACGCGUAUCUUUACUCUGAGAAACAGCUUUUGGUACACGAUGUCUUGCUUGGGGCCGUCGGGAGGUGGCCCUCCACCCAAGAAUUUUUCUGGACAAAUCCUCGCCUGUAGCUGGUGGGGCUUUGGGUUCAUCACUAUCGCAGCUUAUUCCGCUAAUUUAGCAGCUUCCACGACUGUAGGCCGACUUCAACCGACCAUCAAGACGUGGGAUCAGGUCAGAGAACAGUUCAAGAUCCAGUACGCGCCUAUUAAGGAUUCUAAUGCUUACCAAUAUUUUUUCGGGAUGAAAGCCAUUGAGGAAAGCUUCUACGACAUAUGGAAAGACAUAAGUCUAAACGACAGUCUAACACACAGAGAACGAGCUCAAUACGCGGUUUGGGAUUACCCAGUAGACGAUGAGUUCUCAAGAAUAGUUUCUCACAUGAGCGAAUAUGGUUACCCAGAGUCAAAAGAAGACGCUCUAAAUAGAAUGUUUGGCCUUCCUCCGUACACCAAUGAAUCAAAUUUUGCACUCAUUGAUGAAGCUACUGAGUUGCGCUAUUGGGCUUUGACGAACUGCUCGUUCUUUCUAUUUGAAGGGGAAUUUACAAAGAAACCAUAUGCUAUUGCCGUCCAACAGGGGUCUCCUAUCAAGAAUAUAUUUGACCAUGCACUGAUCGAACUGGAGAAGAGUUACACAAUGAAAAGACUGAAGGAGAAAUGGUGGGACAACAACCCCAAAAGAAUGUACAAUUGUCCUGAGCGGAUAAACAGAAGCGAAGGCCUUCACAUCGGAAAUAUCGGUGGUAUUUUUAUCGUGCUAGCCGUCGGAAAUGUAAUUGGCGUUCUUACAGUAAUAUUACAGUACUGGUGGUACUGCCUUAGAUCACGCACGCGCCUCGGACAGCUGCUGGAAGAUGGCUUCUCAUUAGACAAGGUCAAGCCGAAGAAAUUCAAGGUCAAGCCAAUGCUUAGAAAAAUUACCCGCCCGGACAAAAAU
Messenger RNA from Cotesia congregata, 2584 nucleotides. NCBI's taxonomy places the organism in Eukaryota, Metazoa, Arthropoda, Insecta, Hymenoptera, Braconidae. The record is from the annotation of a GenBank genome assembly.